Messenger RNA from Eutrema salsugineum, 804 nucleotides. RefSeq lists its product as uncharacterized. The transcript has a single exon. Gene Ontology annotation, cellular component: nucleolus. Bases 46 to 651 code for a protein of 201 amino acids. NCBI's taxonomy places the organism in Eukaryota, Viridiplantae, Streptophyta, Magnoliopsida, Brassicales, Brassicaceae. The record is from RefSeq and is a predicted model, not a curated record.
AGCCACAAAGAACUUAGCUGCUCAAAGAAGAAGAAGAAGCAAAAAAUGGCUUGCACCGUAGAUUUCCGGUGCCUUGAUGAAGGAUUCGGCGGCAAAACCUACAAACGAAAGCGCGAAUCUCAGGAACAAGCUGCCGCCGAAGCAAUCGCCGAUGAAGCGUCGAUGGACAUCGACGGCGGCGAUCUGAUCCGUCCUCCAUCGGCGAAACGCAGCGCCGUCGCUUCCUCUGAAGAUCCAGACAAACCUGUGGCUGUGGCGAUCGGGAGACCGACAUACGACGGUGUAAUCGCCGGGAAAGUUUCCGGACGGACGUGGAAGCAGCCGCGAACUCACCGAGCGUCGGGGAGGUUUGUGAGGAACAAGGGACCGGAUCUGGAGGAGAUGAAGAGGCAGAGAGAGAUUAAGAAGGCGUACAAGGAGAGGAUUAACGAGCUUAAGGAAGAGAUUAGGAGUAAUAAGGUGGAGAAGAGGAAGAAGAGGGAAGAGAGGGAGAAGAGGAAGAAGGAGAAUAUCUUGAGAACUGGUACCAAGUUGCAGAAGAUCACAAACCCUAAGACUCUGAAGAAAAUUGCCAAGUCUAAGCAGAGGAAGCAUCUUAAAGUUAUUCCUGAUGAGAUGUUAAACGGGAACAAGAAGACCAUCAAGAAUUAGUGAAAUUUUUCUUUCUCUUCUUACACAAAAAGGUGAAGUUUUUAUUUUCAGUUUUGUAUUUUCUUGUGACGUUUAGUCAAAUGUUGUUAGUUAACAAUCUGCUGCUAAGAACCAAAUUUAAUAGUGAGAUUUUGCUUCAACAGAAAAAAAAAA